AUGAGCGCGGAAAGUGAAGCAGAUUGCACAGAGGAAAGAAAGAAAGAGAACGGGGGAGAAGAAAUGCAAACUAUAGUUUCCAAUUACGUCUCACCCAAUCUAAUUGGACAAGCGGAUAGAUUGAUCGAUGUCAAUUACUCUAAUGAUUAUUCUUUAGAUUACCAAUAUGCCGAGAAGAAUGAUAGCCCUGAAACUGAAGAAGAGAAAAUAGAAGUUGACGUCGAUGAUAAAGAAGAUGAAUUAGUAAUAGCUGACGAUGGUGACGUAGACAAAUCAGAAAACGAACAACCAGACAGUAGGGUAAACGAUUUACAAAAUGAAGUUCAAGAAGAGAGCAGAAAUAACCAAAGAGAGGAGAGCUACGAACCGUCAUGGCACCCACAUGUGUACGGCAAGCCGCCAAAAAAGCCCACUCCGCAUACAAUAGAGUACAUAUUAGGAUUAUCAAAUAAUAAACAGAAACCGCCAGAAGAGCAAAGAAAGUCCACUGUCAGUCAGUUAAUGAACGUAAAAAGAAACUUCGAUGGUAAGAAACAGUUUCAUCAUGAGAAAACUGUGGAAACACAGAGGGAACUGAACGACCGCAAGUUUGUGAGUGUGCACAAGAACAAGCUGCAGGAACAGUUGUUGCAGCGUGGUGUUAGAACUGUUGACAGUGAAUGUGCAGUGCAAUAUAGUUUUAAAGUCGAUGAACCUCUCAAUCUGUCAGUGCCAAAGCCGAAGGAGUCACCAGCAUGGGGCUCCGACGAAGAUAAAUUAGGAAAAGAUCCUUCAAAAUUAAUCAAAAGAAAAAAGUCCACGGAAGAUGUCCGUUCACCGCUCGGAGGCGAGGGAUCUUUGACGAGCGAGGAGGGCGAGGAGUCAGGAGCCGGGAGGCGGAAGAAAGCGCGUACUACGUUCACGGGUCGGCAGAUCUUCGAGCUGGAGAAACUAUUCGAAGUGAAGAAGUACCUGUCGUCUGGCGAGAGGGCUGAUAUGGCGAAACUUCUUAACGUCACCGAGACCCAGGUAAAAAUCUGGUUCCAAAACCGAAGAACGAAGUGGAAAAAGAAAGACAACGUCACCAAUGCAGAAGUGGCUGAAAUAAAGCAGCAGAACAAGCCCAGUUCCGAAGAGAAGAAGACAGAAGAUGUCAAGGAAGACCCUCUAGCAUUGGAUAUGUCUAAAAAGAACUGUAAUAAGAUUUUAAGCGAGAAACUUAGAAGUACAAAGCAGACAGUCCAAAACGCAGUGCCAAAGCCGAGAAGAGUAGAGAAGGGAGUAGUACUAGAGACAAUAUGUGACGCUAAUGAUAUUGAAAGUAGAAUUUCAAUAACGAAGAUCACGAACAAGCUAUCCAGUACUGAUAUAGCGGGGGAAGCUUGUAAGGUUUCAGUGAAGAGCUUCAGUCCAGAAGAAGUAAAAGACUUGAAAUUCGACAGCUUAAGUAGAGACGUCGAAAUGUGA
Molecule: messenger RNA, 1446 nt
Organism: Parnassius mnemosyne (clouded apollo)
Lineage: Eukaryota; Metazoa; Arthropoda; Insecta; Lepidoptera; Papilionidae
Source: the annotation of a GenBank genome assembly